Messenger RNA from Balaenoptera acutorostrata (minke whale), 710 nucleotides. It is a transcript of the gene TMEM220, whose product is annotated as transmembrane protein 220. Bases 30 to 683 code for a protein of 217 amino acids. The record is from RefSeq and is a predicted model, not a curated record. The transcript is spliced from 6 exons. NCBI's taxonomy places the organism in Eukaryota, Metazoa, Chordata, Mammalia, Artiodactyla, Balaenopteridae.
UACGCCUCUCUACGUUUGAGGAGGAGCGAAUGGGGCCCCACAGGAAGGCCCGACCGGCGCCCCUCUCACCCGGGCGCGCGCCGGCCAGUGGCCCCGGGACCGGACGACCGAGGGCCUUCCGGGGAGCGGGCCGGGCCGGGCGGAAGGAGGGGCCGCGGCGGCGAUCGCGCCGCCCGACCAUGGCGCCUGCGGCCGGGCGCGGGGCGCCGGGCCUGUGGCGCGCCUGCAACUGGCUCAUGGGCGCCUUCUUCGCGCUGGCGGCCUUCGUGCAGGUGAAUGACCCAGAUGCAGAAGUGUGGAUGGUUGUGUAUACAAUUCCUGCCGGUCUGACCCUGCUUGUUGGACUUAACCCUCUUGUCACAGGUAACUUUAUUUGGAAGAGUGUCUCUGCAAUACACAUAUUCUUCUGUAUCGUGUGGGCUGUUGGCUUGGCAUACAACCUCUUGCUUCAUACAAAACAGAACAUCUUACAUGAGGAAGAAGGCAGGGAGCUCUUUGGUCUGGUGAUUAUCACAGCGUGGUUGAGCCUGUGCCACAGCGCAUCAAAGAAUCCAGUUGGUGGAAGAAUUCAGCUGGCUGUUGCUAUCACAGUUGCUCUUUUCCCAUUUAUCUCAUGGGUCUAUAUAUAUAUAAACAAGGAGAUGCGGUCCUCCUGGCCAACUCACUGCAAGACAGUAAUUUAAAUGAAGAAUCCUGUUCUUAAAAUGAGA